AUGUCGGCCGCGGACAGUUUCACCUUCUUUCAUACUUUGCCCCCCCCAGAACUGCGACUCCGAAUUUGGAGGGACGCGCUGUCCGUACCGUCUGUCUGGGCCGCGGUUCACAAGAACAAUACAGAUCGCAACCUCACUGCAGGUUGCCUCCCCUUCAUUAUGGCCUACAUUGGCCCUGCGCCAUAUUUAGCUGGCCUGUCCUCCUGGGAGGCUCGGCGACUGCUGGAACAAUUCUACGUUAAACCCAUUCGUGGACCUUCCAGUGGUUUAGCGACAAGUGCUGGCUCCUACUGGGUCGAUCUGGACACAACGGUCAUCUACCUCGGCGAUUCUUUGGACGCAAUGACCGUCCUGAACAGCUUUGGAGCGGAUGAACUGUUAAAGUUCAAACAUGUCGCUCUACUAUGGAAUCAGUUUGGGAGCGUUGCCAGGACAUGCCAGCGUUUAGCGACAAUAUGUCCAGCCCUUCGCACCAUCAUCAUUCAACGUGACGAGACGGAGGCGGCAACCGACCAGCCACUUCGCCAACCAUUGAGUGUAGAGACGGCCGCCUACUAUGCCACUCUUCCUGGAUACCCCAGCCCUGACUUAGGAUAUGAAGAACUGGACGCCCCUUAUUUCCAGUCGCUCAUCCUUGAGUACUUCGGCGAUUCGCCUCCCAAGUUUCAUUUACUGUCUCCAGAUUCUACCAACCGUUCAUCAUAG
Cladophialophora psammophila CBS 110553 is the source of this 705-nucleotide messenger RNA. RefSeq lists its product as uncharacterized. The transcript has a single exon. The record is from RefSeq and is a predicted model, not a curated record. Lineage: Eukaryota; Fungi; Ascomycota; Eurotiomycetes; Chaetothyriales; Herpotrichiellaceae. Bases 1 to 705 code for a protein of 234 amino acids.